AAAAGCUACAUGUCUCAAUUUGUGAAAGAAGCCGACAUGAGAAACAAGGGUUAUAAUUUCCUCAUGCUCGUAGUCUCGUAGAACAGUACUUGAAAAAGAAUUAAAGAAAGCAGCGAAAAGAGAGCUACUUUAUUUGCUGUAUGCAUAUAUAGUUAGCACCAGAGGCAGGAAUCUGAGAGUUUUUCUCCGGAAAGAGUUUCGCUUUUUACAUCUCUCUCAGGGUUCUACUCUUUUCAAGGGGGAAAAACAUUGACAGAAUGACGAAAUGAAUCUUUAAGAUCUGGAUGUGAUUGGAGAAAACUUGAAAAAGCUACAAUGGAUAGUGUGGUUCAGCUGCAGAAGCAGUUGGUUGACUACAUAGCCUCGCUCUUUCAUGAGGGAUUUCUGGAUGAGCAGUUUAACCAGCUUCAGCAAUUGCAAGAUGAGAGCAACCCAGAUUUUGUGGUGGAAGUGGUGUCUCUCUUCUUUGAGGAUUCUGAGAGGCUUCUCAAUGAACUGGCCAAAGCUCUUUGGGUUCCUUUUAGAUCUUCUUCUUCCUUUUUUUAAUCCAAAUUUAUUAUUCAGAGAGCAGAAGACUAUUGAUUUUAGAAAGGUGGAUGCCCAUGUUCACCAGUUCAAGGGCAGCAGCUCCAGUAUUGGCGCACAUAGGGUUCAGAAAGUCUGCAUUGCCUUCCGGAAUUACUGCGAGGAGCAGAAUGUUGAAGGGUGUCUCAAAUGUCUGCAACAAGUAAAGCAUGAGUAUUCCCUUGUGAGAAACAAGCUUGAAACUCUGUUCCAGCUUGAGAAACAGAUUAUUGCUGCCGGUGGUUCACUUCCGGCCACAUAGUGAGAUCAAGUAAAGCUAGCUAACAAGCUAUAUCUCUCAACGAGAGCCCAAUAUUGGAGUACUUUUAAAUUUGUAGAAAGUUGUUCAUUUCUUUCGUCUUAAGUUUUCUGCAAGUCUAAGAUCAUGCUGAAGGGUUAAUCCAUGAGCUGAUCGCCGGGGAGUACUUGAAGGCUUAUCAUGAAUUACUUGAGAUUAUAUAUGGAGUGAACAAAGAAUGUGAAUAAACCCUUUCUAUUUCGUCUCCAAAUUCUUCUUCAUCUUGAUCUUCUUCUAGUAAUCAUUUAAUGUCGACAAAAGCAAAUAGCCUUAAAAAGGACUACGGUUAUGCUCAUUGCAGCCCUUGUCAGACAUUCCACUGGAUUAUUUGGUACGUAAAUAGUUCAUGAAAAGAACCAUGUAUACAACCUGGAAAUCUCAUAUAUAUAUAUAUAUAUAUAUGUAUAUAUGUAUGUAUGUAUGUGUGUGUGUGUGUUGAGGCGUCCUCUCUGUCAUAUAAUUAUAAGCUAGCUGCACAUUCAACGCAAAUGUACCUUUUACAUCUGAAAACUGCAGCGACCUUGAGCUAGCUACUCUUUGGUUGAUGCUCGAUCUCACAUAUUAUAUAUAUAACAUGAGUACGUAGUACUCCUUUUGGUUCCAA
Molecule: messenger RNA, 1466 nt
Organism: Juglans microcarpa x Juglans regia
Lineage: Eukaryota; Viridiplantae; Streptophyta; Magnoliopsida; Fagales; Juglandaceae
Product: histidine-containing phosphotransfer protein 1-like
Exons: 6
Coding region: 374-826 (150 amino acids)
Biological process (GO): cytokinin-activated signaling pathway; phosphorelay signal transduction system; phosphorylation
Cellular component (GO): nucleus; cytoplasm
Molecular function (GO): histidine phosphotransfer kinase activity; protein histidine kinase binding
Source: RefSeq, a predicted model, not a curated record